Molecule: messenger RNA, 2790 nt
Organism: Hibiscus syriacus
Lineage: Eukaryota; Viridiplantae; Streptophyta; Magnoliopsida; Malvales; Malvaceae
Exons: 2
Coding region: 1-2790 (929 amino acids)
Cellular component (GO): intracellular membrane-bounded organelle
Source: RefSeq, a predicted model, not a curated record
AUGUCUAUGAAGGUUUCAAUCAUGGUACACAGUUGUAAACUCACACUCUUGUUUCUGUUCAUUAGUUUUUCAGCAAAUUCUGCUGAGAAUGAGAGUGAAGUCUCUUAUUCUGAUUACUGCUCUUCUGUUGUACCUGAAUCUGUCCCCAACUCUGAAACUUACAAUGAUAGUUUUGGAGCAUUUGAUGGAUAUGACACUGGUUAUUACAUUGGUGGAAAUGGAAUUCUCGACCCGAAGAUCACCGGAAUCUCGAAUCGGUUCUGGUUCGAAACCGGAUAUGCGUCUAGAACUGUUGCAGACGGGGUGUGGAAGAUUAAGGGAAUCCUUACAUUUUAUGGAUCAUAUGAUCCUCAAGUUCUACCAAGUCCAUUUCAUUUGAACCUCCAUGGAUUCUGGUCAGAAUUCUCUGGGAAUCUUUGUAUGGUGGGAACAGGUUAUGGUUACUGUAAACAAGGUACUUUGCUAACUCCUUCAGUAGUUUUUAAGCUUAGAAAUCUCAGGAAUUCAAGUAACAUCACUACUUUGAUUACUGGAACUUUAGACAGUCUCAGUGAUGGAGUGAGCUACUUUGAAUCCAUUUCCAUGAUCAUGUUUCCGUCGUUGAAUUACAAGUACACUUUCAAUUCCGGAGAGUUUGAAGAUGAGUUCUCUGCUGAAAGUGAUGCCUUGAUGAAUCUGCCAUCCAAUGAACUUCCAAGUAGAAGUUUUUGCUCAAUGAUGUUGGGAAAUGUAAAUGAAUUUGAGUUGCAGUACACAAGUGACUGCACUUCUGGAAAGCAAAAUUGUCUUCCAGUUUUUUGGUUGAAUGGCUAUUCGCCACGUUUUCUGUCCCUUUUGAGCAUUCAGUGUUCAGAGGUCGAAAGGAGAAUUCGCGUUUUGGUCGAAUUUAGAAAUAGUACUAGCCAUGUUGGAACAUACCCUUCUUUCAAUCCAUACACAACAUUGAUUGGAGAAGGAACAUGGGAUAAUGAGAAAAACCAGUUGUUCAUUUUCGUUUGUCGGAUUUUAGACAUCGGAGAAUCAUGGUCUAAUGCUCAUGUUGGUGAUUGCACAACAAGGCUGAGCUUCAUGUUCCCUGCAGUCUUGUCUAUUCGAGAGACUAGCAGCACGAGGGGGCGAAUUUGGACCACGAAAACUGCUAACGAUUCCAGUUACUUCGAUAGGAUAUCAUUCCGAAGUACUGGUAAUCGUGUGCAGGGAGUUCCUGGUUUGAAGUAUGAAUACACUGAAUUUAACAGAGUAAAGAAUCUAUGCCUGAGAAAUAUGCAGCCGGUGAUAAACAAGGGACAAAGAUAUCCAAGUGGACAUUCCACAGAUAUGAAAUUUGACAUGUUGGUUAUGAGCUCAGAGAAAAAACAUGGAUGGGGUUCGGCGAAUCCUCUCGCUAUCGAUGAUCGAUUAUACAAGCCCCUUCUGUAUCCAAUGGAUCUUCCUAGUGAAAGAAUAGUGCCUUCAAGGCUCAUCAAUGUUAGCUAUGAAGUGAGCAUCACGUUGCAAACUCCUAGAGAAGAUGACAAUGGAGUUCAUUUUGCAUACAUUGAACAGAAACUGGAGAUUACAGCUGAAGGGGUUUAUGAUUCUGAAACUGGAAAGUUGUGUAUGGUUGGUUGCAGAAAGUUGGGAUCCGAAAAUCAAGUGUUGGACAAUGCUUUUAUGGACUGUGGAGUUCUUUUGAACUUUCGGUUUGCUCCAUUGGAACCGAAUCAAAAUGAAGGAUAUAUCGCGGGAAGCAUCGAAAGCACACGGAAAAGUUCUGAUGUUCUUUACUUUCGUCGUCUAGAUGUGUCUUCAGCGACCUACAAGACUGAUCGACGAAAAAGUUCGAUUUGGACAAUGGAUGUUGAGACUACAAAGGUUCUAUUAACUAAUACACUAAUGUGCAUCUUUGUAGGAUUGCAGCUUUAUCAUGUGAAGAAGAACCCCAAAGUACUGCCCUCCAUUUCACUUGUUAUGCUAGUGAUUCUUAACUUGGGCCACAUGGUUCCUCUUGUACUAGACCGAAACAAAGUUUUGCCCCACAAUGGUGGAUUGAUCGACUUAAAUGAAGUGAUCGUGAAAACAGUUACGGUUGUCGCUUUCUUACUACUGUAUCGACUUCUCCAAUUAACAGUCUCGGCUAGAUCGCAUGACACCGACCGAAAGACGUUGUGGUUUGCGGAAGAAAAGACCCUACUCGUGAUUGCAUUUCUAUAUGCUGCCGUGGCCAAAUUCAUGCUGCUUGUUGCCUGGGAGAACCGCAGACUGCAGUCGUCUGUCGAGUACAGGCAACAUUCCAUCUGCAAUUACUUGAAAUCAUAUGCAGGUUCGAUCUUGGACAGUUUUCUUUUGCCUCAGAUACUUGUCAACAUGUUCUCUAACUCGAGACGGAAGGCUCUCAGCUGUUCGUUUUUUAUCGGGAUCACUUUCAUUCGAUUGCUACCACAUGCAUAUGAUCUUCACUGCAAUCUCAGCAAUGUUUAUUACAACAUAUUACAGGUUUCUGUGAAUGAUGAUCAUUGUUUUGUCUCUGCUGCUUGGGAUGUUACUAUGUUCUGGGGGCUCCUUGUGCUUGCCGCAAUCAUUUUUGUUCAGCAAAAGAAUGGUGCUCAUUGCAUUCUUCCCUCUAGACAUAGACAGUUGGACUUAAAUCCUGAGGAGUCAUUUGCAGCAACAUAUAUCUUGGAGAUGGUUACUAGCAGCAAAAAGGAGGUGAUGAAGGGUUGUCAGCCGAAGAAUCGGCUGGUCAGAUGCUGGAUGCUGAAACUGUCGGGCUUGGCAAGGAGCAACAUUGGUGGCAGCAGCGGAUAUUAA